UCCUGUGGGAGCAUUCUGUGCUUUCUACAAUAAAGCGGGAAGUUUUUGGCCAAUAUAAAGUUCUGUGUUGGAAGGUUGAGCAGAAAGUCUCAGGUGACCUGUAAUUAAUCUCUUAAACGGAUUUCGGACAGCCCUAUAGGUUGGAACUGCUUCUCACAUUCUCCAUCUUACGGAGGUUCCCAUUGCUUUCGACCUGCUACCAGCUCAGCCUGUGCAUCCCCAAACAUGUGCGACCAGACCUUUGCUGCUGCCGUCUACGGACCCUGUGAAAAAUGUCAGGAGAUCGGCCCGCUGCGGAACCUUUACAUCAACACCGAGCAGAUCAACUACUGCUCAUUGUGCGUGGAAAUGAUGGCAACCGAAGGGCUGCAGGAAAACGAAACGGUGUCAUCGCUGAGGAACGAGGCAGAGGCACUCAAGGGUAAACUGGAGGAGGAGAGGGCAAAGCUUCAUGAUGUAGAACUUCACCAGGUGGCUGAGAGAACAGAGGCACUCGGACAGUUUGUGAUGAAGACAAGACGGACUCUAAAAGGCCAUGGAAAUAAAGUGUUGUGCAUGGACUGGUGCAGGGACAAGAGAAGAAUUGUCAGCUCCUCCCAGGAUGGAAAGGUUAUUGUAUGGGAUGCUUUCACCACCAACAAGGAACACGCAGUGACCAUGCCCUGUACCUGGGUGAUGGCUUGUGCCUAUGCUCCAUCAGGCUGUGCUAUUGCAUGUGGCGGUUUGGACAACAAAUGCUCUGUGUACCCGCUGACCUUUGAUAAAAACGAGACCAUGGCAGCCAAGAAGAAAUCUGUUGCGAUGCACACAAACUAUCUGUCUGCCUGCAGCUUCACUAAUUCUGACAUGCAGAUUCUGACCUCAAGUGGUGAUGGAACCUGUGCCCUCUGGGAUGUGGAGAGUGGGCAGCUGCUUCAGAGCUUCCAUGGACAUGGUGCUGAUGUCCUUUGCCUUGACCUGGCACCUUCUGAGACAGGUCAUACAUUUGUGUCAGGGGGUUGCGAUAAAAAAGCAAUGGUUUGGGAUAUGCGUUCUGGCCAGUGUAUCCAGUCCUUUGAGACCCAUGAGUCUGACAUCAAUAGUGUUAGGUAUUUCCCAAGUGGCGAUGCUUUUGCCUCUGGUUCAGAUGAUGCCACAUGUCGCUUGUAUGAUCUCCGUGCUGACAGAGAAGUUGCUAUAUAUUCAAAGGACAGCAUCAUCUUUGGUGCUUCCAGUGUGGACUUCUCCCUCAGUGGCCGACUCUUGUUCGCUGGCUACAAUGAUUACACCAUCAAUGUGUGGGAUGUAUUGAAGGGAACCAGGGUAUCAAUCCUCUUUGGGCACGAGAACCGAGUCAGCACUUUACGAGUUUCCCCUGAUGGCACUGCCUUCUCCUCAGGAUCAUGGGAUCAUACUCUGAGGAUUUGGGCUUAAAACUUCCUGGAGUUGAUCCUCCGAUUCUGAAUGAAGUUUCCAUUCCAGGAUUUCUUGACAUUUGCAGUAUGAUGGCUCAACUCCUAGAUCUUGUGUCUGCUUUAGGAAAUGUGCGAAUAUUGGGGAUUGUGACAUUUAAAUGAGUCUGUAGUGAUUAUAUCAUUAUUUAAAAAACCUGGCAGGAUUUUAUGUAAUCAUGGAUUGGUAUCAUAAUUCAGUUGCACUUGUACCAAACAAAAUAUUUAGAAGUAGCUGCCGCCUUUUCCAAAAUACCAUUCAGUAGUUGGUUUCCACAUUUCCUAAUUAUUUUAGCAUUUUUAAAUGUUAUUAAAUACAAUUUAUAUUAAAUCUCCCAUUUUCCCAUGCCUUUGAGUUCACAUUUUGUUGAAGAAAAAAUAGGCUUAAAGAAAAGCUCUGGAACAAAAUAAAAAUCGUAAUGCUUUGUUGAGUCAAAGUGGCGGCUAUAUUGGAGACAGACACUUCAAAAGAUUGCUACAAAGCACUAUUUACCUAUGUUUUAUUGCUAAAAAUAACUACACGUGAUAAUCUUAUGGUUAAUUAGUGGACUAGACAAUGAAAAAUGUAGAGAAUCUAUUUAAACUCAUCUUUUCCGGAAUAUAUGUACGUAUAUUAUGCAAUAUGAAUCGUGCUGAAUAGUUACAGUACUAUUAGGUGGCAAAGUUCUCUUUUGUUUAAAGCUCAGCAUGUUCAUUUUGUCAGAGUACUUUUUUUGUUUUUGAUACACGGAAUUGUAAAAUAAUGUUUCAGUAGCAGAUGACAAGUCUGGGUUAGGUCUGUAGACAUUGACUGUUUGAAAACUACACAUAUUGCAGCAGGAGAAAAUCUAAUCAAAGUUGUUGUUUAAAGUGGUAUGUUGAUGUAAUCCAAUGCAGUAGAUUUAAAUGCACUGUGAACUUUUCAAGAUUUUAAUUCAUUUCGUAAGAAGUGCAAUAUUUACAGAGAUCUAGGCAAAAAGUAAGGCCUUCUGACUCUCUGAAGGACCCUUGUUAAAGCACUUAUUUUCUGUUGGAUCAAUUGUAUGAUUUUGGUUCUGUUUCUGUAAUUGUUUUGUGAAUAUUUCAACAGUUCUUUUGGUGAACACUUGUGCAAAUCUUUUGAAAUGUACCAAAAAAUAAUA
This is a messenger RNA of Pristis pectinata (smalltooth sawfish), 2551 nucleotides long. RefSeq names its product guanine nucleotide-binding protein subunit beta-5. Gene Ontology annotation, cellular component: heterotrimeric G-protein complex; cytoplasm. Gene Ontology annotation, biological process: G protein-coupled dopamine receptor signaling pathway; G protein-coupled receptor signaling pathway. The transcript is spliced from 13 exons. Gene Ontology annotation, molecular function: signaling receptor complex adaptor activity; protein binding. Bases 226 to 1413 code for a protein of 395 amino acids. The record is from RefSeq and is a predicted model, not a curated record. Lineage: Eukaryota; Metazoa; Chordata; Chondrichthyes; Rhinopristiformes; Pristidae.